AUGAGUUCAGUCACUCCAUACAACAUUGCCGUCUCGGACGAGAAGCUCCAGCAGCUUCACCAGAAGCUUGAGAACGCCAGCUUCCCUGACGAGCUCGAUGCUUCCGGCUGGGAUAUGGGAGUUCCACUGCAAGAUAUCAAAAGACUGGUCGGCGUAUGGCGCGAGAAAUAUGAUUGGCGCGCACAAGAGGCGAAGCUGAAUGAACAACUCACGCAAUUCACUGUCCGGAUAGAAGUGGAUGGCUUCGGGGAGCUUGAUAUACAUACUGUGCAUCAUCGGAGCGGACAUUCGAAAGCAGUUCCAUUGCUAUUCAUCCAUGGCUGGCCUGGCAGCUUCCUUGAAUCCACCAAGCUGAUCCCACUGCUCACCAAGAACGACGGGGAUGGUCCCGCAUUCGAUGUUGUAGCGCCUUCGUUGCCCAAUUUUGGAUUCUCACAGGGGGUGAAGAAGGUAUAUCAAUUCCCUUCUAUGAACGCUGUCAAAUACAUCCUGACAAUCAAACCAGAGAGGGCUACGAAGAAUACGGCAAGACUCAUCUGUCUCUACGAAAGUGAACCAGCUAAUCCCCAAGCAGUGAUCCAAGGAGGCGACUGGGGCAGCAUGAUCGCUCGCACCAUGUCUCAAUUCUAUCCUCAACACACCCAAGCCAUCCACCUGAACUUCAUCCCCGUCGUUCCGCCCUACCCAUGGCGAAGUCCAUUCCAGUUCUUCAAAUCAGUGCUAUCUGUGCCUUUCUCGGCAAAAGACCGUGCUUUCAUCGCCCGGACAGUGGGAUAUAUCACUCACGGCAACGCAUACAUGAAGCAGCAAGAAACUCGACCCCAGACUUUGGGAUACGGGCUCCACGAUAGUCCCGUCGGAUUACUGGCCUGGAUCUACGACAAAAUGCACACUUGGACUGACAAGUACCCCUGGACGGACGAGGAGAUCCUGACCUGGGUGAGCGUAUACUAUUUCUCCACCGCUGGCCCAAUGGCGUCCACGAGGAUCUAUCACGAGGCUUCAGCGCCAAAGCGCGAUGACAAUGAGGCUAAGGGAGACUUGAAAUACAUGGCGCUCGACAAAGUCCUCGCGGUUACAGCACCACACAAUGUGCGCUUCGCAGUGGCGCAAUUCCGAGAGGAGAUUAUUCAGUGGCCUAUGCCUUGGUACCGGGCUAUUGGAAAUGUCGUGCAGGAAACCGAGUUUGAUCGUGGUGGCCAUUUUGCAGCUUGGGAAGUGCCUGAGUUGCUCGCGGCGGAUUUGAAGAAGUUCCUGGGCAAUAAGGGACCGGCUUAUGGAGCAGUAACUGACCGAGAUGGGUAUUAA
Messenger RNA from Penicillium bovifimosum, 1308 nucleotides. RefSeq names its product epoxide hydrolase. The record is from RefSeq and is a predicted model, not a curated record. Gene Ontology annotation, biological process: epoxide metabolic process. NCBI's taxonomy places the organism in Eukaryota, Fungi, Ascomycota, Eurotiomycetes, Eurotiales, Aspergillaceae. The transcript has 3 exons. Gene Ontology annotation, molecular function: epoxide hydrolase activity. Bases 1 to 1308 code for a protein of 435 amino acids.